AUGAAAGAAUAUCGCUACUUUUUACUUAAUAUUUGGGUGUGGACAACUUUGUCCGAUUUUGUUCUCACAAUAAUCCUCCAAAUUCAAUUAUUUUUCCCGUUAUUUGGUGGUGCUUCCUGUUCAAAUAUUGUCAAUUGGUUAAUGCCUACAUUACCCGAUAAUGGAUAUUCUGCAUGGGUUCUCACGAUUUGGGUUUUAGUGAAUAAUUCGAUAUCUUUAUUGAAUGGUUUUCUGUAUCGAUUGUGGGUGCUCGAUACGGAUAGUUGGCUCACAAGAAAACCAAGACGAAUUUUGUAUGUUUGUGCUGGGAUUCACGUGAUCAAAUCAUCGAUUGAAACAGGGGAAUGUAUUAUGGCAUACACGCCGAGAGAUCAAAUGGAAAUAUUCAUUUUAAAGGGUUGGACAACAGGAGCCGAUAUAAUGCUGACUUUGGCUCUGGAACUUCAAUUAUUCUUUCCUUUAUUUGGUGGCACGACUUCUUCAGCUCUUCUCACUUGGUUGAUGCCUCCACUACCCGAUUGUGGAUAUUUUGCAUGGUUGGUGUGUUGGAUCGACGAAAAAAAUUUC
This is a messenger RNA of Mesorhabditis belari, 567 nucleotides long. Lineage: Eukaryota; Metazoa; Nematoda; Chromadorea; Rhabditida; Rhabditidae. The record is from the annotation of a GenBank genome assembly.